UCUUGUUUAAAUGCUACUUAGUUUAUUCUUUGGCUACUUAUUUGGCGCAGACUAAUUUUGGCGCGUGCAAAAUAUCAAACUUAUUAGACGAAGUGAAAAGUUUAUUGUAGUAAAAAUAUGUUUAAUAAAGUGCAUAUUUUAUCUGUUGGUUAUUCUCAAUGUGAUCCGUUAGAUUCCAAGAGCAUGAAAGCAAACUGCAGUUCGACUUUAAUUAAGACUUACUGCGGUAAAAAUAUUAUUGUGGAUACGAUGACCGCUUGGGAUGGCGACUUUAUUGUGAAAGCCUUAAAGGAACAUUCGCUGGAACCCAACGAUAUUAAUUACGUCGUAUGCACUCAUGGACACUCAGACCAUAUUGGAUGUAAUUAUCUUUUCGUUAAUGCGGAGUGGCACUUUGUUGGUUCAUGCAUGUCCCAUCAAGAUAAAUAUCCCGACUACGACUGGGAGCACCCAUAUUCACUGGUUGAGGGGGAAGUUGAGAUAAUUCGUACUCCGGGGCAUACUUUGAAUUGUGUUUCGUUGAUUGUUAACAACACUGACUUGGGAGGUACUGUUGGUGUUUGUGGCGAUUUAUUUGAAAAUAGUCAAGAUGUGUGGGAUUCUCAACUAUGGAUAAGUGCCGGUUCGGAAAACCAAAAAAUGCAGAAGGAAAACCGUUUAAAGCUAGCCAAAUUGUGCUCUUAUAUAAUUCCAGGACAUGGGGAAGGGUUUGUUGUUACCGAUGACAUUAGAAAUAAGCUACAACAAGAUUGCAAUGAAAUUUAAAUAUAAAUAAAAUGCACGCAUACAUAUGUAUGAAUAUCAAGCCAGGGUGGAAUUUUCUAAUAAGAGAUUUUCCGUCGGCAAACACUUGUAUUUUUGUGCCACAAACUUGAAGUACAUAGUGAUUCUCAAUUUGCUUAACCGUUAGCAAUGUAGAUUCUAAAAAAAUGGACACGAUAUCUCGAAUCUCAGUUGUAAUAGAGAGAUUCAACCAGAUUCGGAUUCAGCGCUCGAGAAAGUUAAACUGACGAACAUAAUACCAUUUGGCGCAAUGAGGGCAGAAUUAAAAAUAUGGAUGAGAGAACGCCAUAAGGUCUCUUGGAUAAUGAAACGAUGGGUAAAAACAGAAAGAUGCUCUGGGGUAACAAUAACGAGAGCAGGACGAUAAGCCUCCUCAAAAUGAGCAUGUCUCGUCUGAAAGGUAUAUCUCGUAUAUGAAUCGGAAGAAGAUACUAUCGAUCAACGAAUAUAUAAAUGCCGAUUCUUUUAUCGUAAAUCGUUUGAGUGGUACCUUUAUCUAGAGAAAGCAAGUGUAAAUCGAAAACCAUGUUUUGCUGUCUUAAAAUAAUAGUAAUGCGAGAGGAAAACGUUAGAGAGGGCUUAGGAACUAAUCUUUUGAAUAAAAUUCAUUUGAUUCAAAAUCCCUGCAAUAAAACUCAACUCACUAAACCCAUUGCUAUGGCACCAACAAUAUGCUCAGGGAAAAAACGUCAAACACGUACCAUUGCCACCACAAAUAUAAGACGAAGUGGACAAGGUUCACAUCAACUAAAUCAGGCACUAUCGAAUAUUGUAAAUUAUGUUUCUAAAGGCUCCAGAGUAUCUGCUUCCUUGAGAAUACAUAGCCACAAUGAAACGGAGAGAAACAACAAUACCACCGGUAACUAUCGCAACACAAAUAAUGCGGCCAGUUCAAACUAUAACCACUCGAUGGAAACAAGUGCCACAUUAUCAGCAGCAUCAAAUCAUCGUCAUCAACAGUUUUCCUUUAUAUCGGACAAUGCUGUAACGUCUUCAACACAUUCGGAUACAGAAAAUUCAUUUGAUUUAAGAUUGGCCAAUGAGCCAUUUACAAACGAUUCAAUGGCAACAUAUGGCAGCAAUACAACAAACCCAACCACCUCCACAUCACAGUCAUCGUCAUCAUUAUCAGAUUCAAACACAUCUUCAACAUCAUUAUCAUCACCAUCACAAAGAGAAACAACGUCAUCAUCCACAUCACCAUUGUACGGAGAAGAAAGAAGAUUUCAAAGGUAUUCAUCAGUAAUGCAGGUCAACAACAACAUAGUCGACAAAGGAGAGUGUAGUAGUGAUAAUGACGUAACGGAUUUAUACGAAGAUGACAAUGACAAAGUAAGAACUUCGAAUAAGAAAACAAAUCAAAUACAUUCCAAAAAUCUUAGGAAACACUACUAUGCUUGCAAUGAGUUUGAUUCGGAGGAAGAAUACGACGAGUUGGAAGAUGCCAGAGAGCUAGACAACAGUGACAUGAGUGGUAAUGAAGGUAGUUAUACUGAUAUGGAUACCGAUGAAGGAGACUCUAUGACUAGUUUGGAUACAGAGAAAAGUGCAGAACUUAAAAGAGGCAAUCAUCCCCUACUGAGAGAUAAACUCUUGGCCAAACAACAGACUAACAACAACAGCAGCAGCAACACAGAUGGUUUACUUUCCAUAGCCAUCAAAACAAUAAAAUUGGUUAAACGCAAUCAAUUACUGCAAAAAAGACUUACGCAAUUGCAACUGGAAACCUCGGAAUUUAUACAGUCUGUGUUGGCCAAUCCGGAAAAUCGUCAUUUCCGUGAGAAUAUUAAGCAGAAAGUUCAAAAGGUGGAUAAUGUUUAAGAAAAGACUUUUGGAAUACAAUAACAACAGCAGCAUUAGCAACAUUGAGAAAGUGCGGCCAGGAAUUGAACCAGCCCAAGCAACAUUUUGCAACAACAAAGUUUAACAACACAAAUCAAAACCAAGAAGCUAAACAUUGUGGUGGAUAAAAAGCACAAGUUUUUUUCAAAUUAAGUUGAAAUUAAAUAAAAAAGCUUUUUUUAUUUUUGUUAAAAAAGCUUUUUUUUAAUAUUUAAUACUAAACACACUCUAACACAAACGUGUCAGUUAGUUAAACAACUGAAUUUAAAAAACACCUGUAAAGCCUACUUUUAGGCAGUUUUGGAAAUAUAAAUUAAUUCCACACCAAAUAUUUAGAAGAAAAAAAAAACUGCUAACUACCAUUGUGAUAAAAAUAAUCAUUUUGAAAAUAUUAAUAGAAUUUCUUUUUUUAAAAUCUAAACAUCAUAAUUGUUUUUUCAUAAUUAAACUGCUUUAAUUAAAUUCCCUUAUCAAAAUCAAGAAACAUUUUCUAGUCAACCAUUCAAGUAUUUAUUGUAAAAUGAGAAAGAAAAAACAAGAUUAACGAAAUAAACAAAGCAAAUGUAUAGCAUUGUUGUGGCAGUCAUAUUCAUUCAAAAAUAUUUGUUGUUUUCUAAUAAAAUGAUCUCAUAAUAAACAUUUUAUUUUUGUCAACCAAAAAAAAUUUAUAAAAAUUUUCAUCAAUUAACUAAUAAUUUUUGAAAUUUUGUCUAAAUGGCAAAUAAAAGUUAAACUGAUAGUUUUUAUAUAAUAUAAAUUCAACAGUUUUAAAAGGUUUCGUUAGUCUUAAGUGUUCAUUAUAAAUAACAAAUAAUUCACUUUAAUGGAUACCUAUUAUGAUGGCUUUUUAAAAACAUUUUCACUUGGUGUACAUUCAAUCGUUUUGUUUUUUUUUUUUUGUGAAUUUAAAUUUUUCUUAAUUUGGCUUUAUUU
Lucilia sericata (common green bottle fly) is the source of this 3558-nucleotide messenger RNA. It is a transcript of the gene Cipc, whose product is annotated as suppressor protein SRP40. The record is from RefSeq and is a predicted model, not a curated record. The transcript has 6 exons. The coding region runs from base 1309 to 2604 and encodes 431 amino acids. Lineage: Eukaryota; Metazoa; Arthropoda; Insecta; Diptera; Calliphoridae.